GCCACUCGGACGUCAAGACGUGUCACAACGAGCAGCAAUCGAAAGAGUAUCAAAGAUAUCAACUAUAAGGACAUCAGCUCAACAGAAGAGAUCAAUUCGGAUGAUGUGUUGGAAUGGGAUGAAGGUGAUACGGUGGACGUGAAUGCGAUUGGUGAGCAUGGUGUGCCCGGAACGGAAACAAUCGAGAAAGUUAUACGGCAUCGAGCCGGCUAUCCGGGCGCCACAGGUUCGGCAACGACCUGCUAUAAUGUUGAGGAUAAAGGUGAUCCGAACGUGAAACCCACAUCAGAUGACGAGAAAAGUGUUGAAUUGGAACGACAAUUUCUGAUCAAAUGGUUGGGAUGGUCACAUCUGCACAACACUUGGGAAUCAGAGACGAGUUUGAAGGCAGUGAACGCGAAAGGAAUGAAAAAAAUUGAUAAUUAUAUGAGGAAAUUGCGUGAAAUUGAAGAAUGGUAUGGAAGAGAAUUUCAUUUGUCAUGA
Molecule: messenger RNA, 483 nt
Organism: Anisakis simplex (herring worm)
Lineage: Eukaryota; Metazoa; Nematoda; Chromadorea; Rhabditida; Anisakidae
Source: the annotation of a GenBank genome assembly